Molecule: messenger RNA, 132 nt
Organism: Funneliformis caledonium
Lineage: Eukaryota; Fungi; Glomeromycota; Glomeromycetes; Glomerales; Glomeraceae
Source: the annotation of a GenBank genome assembly
GGUUUGAGGAAAUUAAUGAUGAAUUAAUUUACAAGAAAGAUUUUGACAUAGAUACUAUUAAAUAUGCUAUUCUUUCUAAAUUGAAUCCUAAAUAUCUUGGACUAUCACCUGAAGUUAUAAUUUUAGAGUUAG